AUGGCGCUGCCCUUCACCACCCUUGAUGUGUUCACCGAAACGCGCUUCAAGGGCAACCCCCUCGCAGUGGUGACGAUCCCACCAGGCAUAGUCUUGACGCAGGCCCAGAAGCAGGCCAUCGCCAGGGAAUUCAACCUAUCUGAGACUGUCUUUCGGCGCUUCGACAUUUUUACGCCACAGGAGGAGAUACCAUUUGCCGGCCACCCGACGAUUGGCACGGCCUUUUUGCUUCACCCGAACGGCGUGCGGACCUUGCUUGCAAAAGUAGGGCCUAUCAAUAUCGAGCCGGCGGCGGGUGGUGCCCUCCGGGCCGCGAUCCCGCAUAAUGUCAGGCUGCACCAGAGACGUCUGCCGGGCCCUGACCCGGGUUCGUUCCCUGUGUCCCAGGCCGAGAUUGCGAGGGUGGAGCGCCUUGCACCGCUAUUCAGUAUAGUCAAGGGCAUGACGUUUGCGCUUAUCGAGCUGCCGUCGCUCGACCUGCUGGGCGCCGUGUGGGUAGGCGCUCUACCUGAGCUGCCCGCGGAGCUUUUAGAUGACGGUUGGCGUGAUGGCUGGGUCACGCGGCGAUACUACUUUGUCCGGCUCGGCACCGAGCGGGUCGGCGGAAGGGUAGUCCAUAGGAUCCGCACGAGGAUGGUCAAUCAAACAGUAGAGGACCCGGCCACGGGAAGCGCGGCGUGUGCGCUGUCAAGCUAUCUGAGCCUGCAUGAACUGGAGGAGCAGUCGGUCAGCUUUGAGAUCACGCAGGGUGUUGAGAUGGGACGGGCCAGCAAUAUCCUGAUUGACGUCGAGGUUGGCAAGGGCUUAGAUGGGGCAAGGAAGCUGGAGGCGCUACACCUGGGGGGAAGAGCGGUUCCGGUCAUGAGCGGCUCCAUCAUGGCCCAGCCAUGA
Molecule: messenger RNA, 891 nt
Organism: Penicillium canescens
Lineage: Eukaryota; Fungi; Ascomycota; Eurotiomycetes; Eurotiales; Aspergillaceae
Product: PhzF family phenazine biosynthesis protein
Exons: 2
Coding region: 1-891 (296 amino acids)
Biological process (GO): biosynthetic process
Cellular component (GO): cytoplasm
Molecular function (GO): isomerase activity
Source: RefSeq, a predicted model, not a curated record